AUGCAAAAUAAUGUUAACAAUAGUUUUAGGGAGAUUCAUCAACCUCCUUCCACAUACCUUGUAAACAAGGAUUUAGAUGCAAUAGUCACCGAAGAAAGUAUGGAAAUAUUUGAUGAUAGAAUUUAUGAAUCAGAAACACAAAAAAAUGAGGAUUCUUCAAAAGAAAUAUUAGAGAAUGUUGACUUCUUGGAUCGAGUAGUUGAUCAAUUUUAUGGAAAUGAAAGGACAUCUAGUAUUCGAAAGAUAAAUGACGAAAUGGGUGAAGGCAGUCCUCUUUUAUUUCCAAAUGAAAUAACGAGAAAUACAGAAAUAAUAACCAGCAAUAAAAGACAUAAAAUAAUAAAUAAUAACAACCAGAAGUUAGGUGGAAGCAGGGAAUUUCUAGAUGCAAUCCAGGCUAAGACCAGGAAAUACAUUACUUUUGAGAUUGGUAGAGGAUAUAAAAGAUGUUUGCUUUUGCAAACUGGUGAGUUAUUAAGGCUUGUACAUUCAUACAACAAAGAGUGCUUACUGCAGGAUACUGUACCGGGUGCCUUAAAACUUCGUGAUUUAAGACAAGUUGUAAGUAUGGGUAGUAGCCAAAGACCCUCAAUUGAAGUAAGAAGAAAUUGUAUUUUAGUUAACGUACCACACUUUAGAGUAAUCAUUUUGCAUCAAAAAGUUUUGUUAAUUGCAUCAGGAUAUUCGAGAUCCCCACUUGAAUAUCCAAGCAGCGGAAUUAAUUAUAAUUAUCCUAGUAGUAGCAAUAACAAACCUGAGAAAAGAGAAGAAGUUUUUAAAGAACAAAAUAAUUGUACAAAUAAGAAUACAUUUUCACUUAACGAUGUAUCACUUGAAGUUACAGUUCCCUAUUCAUCUUCAAUUGACGUUCCAAAUUCUCCAAAUAAUUAUCAAUGCAAGCACGAUGUUAUAAAUGAGGUUAACUUUGACAACUCAAUGGCAGUACAGUUUGACUCCACUAAGAUUAACAGCUUUCCAAAAACCGGAAUUGAAUAUACCCCAAUUGAAGGUUUGUCUGAUAAACAAAUAUAUUCUAGAAAUUCCCAGUUUAUUCCUCCUGGAAUUGAAGAUGGGUUUCCCUUAUUAAGGAAACUAGAACAUAUUUCCGGUAUUGAAAGCUCCACUCCAUUUGAAUAUUUGGUUUUGGAAACUAUUUUAGUUGAAUCAUGUAAUAUCAUAAACCGGCAAGUGAGACCAAUAAGAGACUCCGUGUUGUUUAUACUUGAUAGCUUUCCAGGAAGGAAUCGAGAAACAAGAAGGCUUUUAGACGCAGUUUCAGAACUUAGAAGGAGAUUAAAUGCAAUAGAAGAACUUGCACAAGGGCUUUUUAAAGCAAUUACUGAAAUGCUUGGUAACGAAGAAGAUAUGCAACGACUUGAAAUUUCAUUUUAUUGGAAUAGACCAGAAGCGUGGGAGUAUCCAAAAAACACACCAUAUCAUGAGGAAGUAGAAAAUGUUUUAGAGUGCUAUGCGCAAGAAGUUGAGAUGAUGCUGCAGCAAAUAGAGUCAAUAGGUGAAUCUUUAGAAGAUGCUUUGGAAGUGCUAACACUUGAACUUUCUUCAUUGAGAAAUUCAAUAAUGAAAGCUGACUUAGGCUUAUCAAUUAUCGCGACAAUUGUUGGGUUUUGUGGCUUUUUUGCAGAUUGUUUUGGAAUGAAUUUUAGAAACGGACUUGAGGAAGUGGGGCCUGCACUAUUUUGGUUCAUAACAUGCGGAUUAAUUUUGUUAUGUGCCGCAGGGGCAAUUGUUGUUCUUACAACAUUUAGAAAAAUAGAUUUAUAA
Molecule: messenger RNA, 1782 nt
Organism: Cryptosporidium ubiquitum
Lineage: Eukaryota; Apicomplexa; Conoidasida; Eucoccidiorida; Cryptosporidiidae
Exons: 1
Coding region: 1-1782 (593 amino acids)
Biological process (GO): magnesium ion transport
Molecular function (GO): magnesium ion transmembrane transporter activity
Source: RefSeq, a predicted model, not a curated record